Molecule: messenger RNA, 1711 nt
Organism: Asparagus officinalis (garden asparagus)
Lineage: Eukaryota; Viridiplantae; Streptophyta; Magnoliopsida; Asparagales; Asparagaceae
Exons: 13
Coding region: 55-1608 (517 amino acids)
Biological process (GO): GPI anchor biosynthetic process
Cellular component (GO): endoplasmic reticulum
Molecular function (GO): hydrolase activity
Source: RefSeq, a predicted model, not a curated record
AUUUUCCGCGUAUAAUCUCUCUCUCUCUCUCUCUCUCUCUCUCUCUGUGCAAAGAUGCAGUGCUUGACGAGGCUAACCAUUUUCCUCUGCUGCGCAUGGAUCCUCACUCUCCUCUACGGCGAGAUGAUCGCUUACUGGAUCCCUCUUUGGGCCUGCUCUUGGCCCAAACCCCCUUCUAACCCCUCGAGUGUUGAAGACCAAGUGAAGGUUGCUUUCAUAGCUGAUCCCCAGCUCAUGGAGAGGACUUCUCUGGGGCUUGAUCCCGAGUCCUUUGCAUUGGGAGCUGCACAAUUCUUUUCGGAUAUUUACAUGAGGAGGUCUUUUGUUAUGUCGAUAAUGCCGUUUAAGCCGGAUGUGAUUGUGUUCCUCGGAGAUCAGUUCGAUGGGGGACCGGCAUUGACCGAUCAAGAGUGGCAGGAAUCAUUAAGCCGCUUUAAGCAUAUCUUUGGUUUGAAUGAUGAAAGAAGAAAAUCAGACGUAUCAGUGUAUUACCUAUCUGGAAAUCAUGAUAUUGGCUAUUCAAGCAUCCAUGCAAAAUAUCCUAAGGUGCUUAGUCGCUAUGAGAAAGAAUUUGGACCUAGAAACUAUCAUUUCUCUGCUGGAACAGUGGAGUUUGUUGUCGUCGACGCUCAGACUUUGGAUGGGUCUACACAAGGAGCAGAAACAUCCUUGUCUUGGGAAUUUAUCAAAAAUAUUUCAAAAGUUAAUCCAUCAAAACCUAGGGUAUUAUUGACACAUAUCCCGCUGUAUCAUGCUGAUGAGACACCUUGUGGCCCUUAUCGCUCAUCCCCUAUUAUCAACCAGAGGGUUUUAUAUUCUGAUCCUGAUCAUGAGAUAAGUUAUCAGAAUUAUCUCAGCAAGGAAACUUCAAGUCGCUUAUUGGACUCCAUCAGGCCUAUACUUGUCGUAUCUGGUCAUGAUCAUGAUCAAUGUACUGUGACCCACACAACACCUUCUGGCCCUGUAACAGAGCACACUGUAGGGACUGUUAGCUGGCAGCAGGGAAACCUGUAUCCAUCAUUCAUGCUCCUUACUGCAACUACUUCUUCAAACACAACCAACUCUAAAGAUUUGAUUUCUACUCAACAGUGUUUUCUGCCAAUGCAAACCCACAUCUAUAUCUGGUACCUAGGUCAAUUUAUUAUGACUCUUGUUUUGCUCGUCAUUUGGCCAACAAAUGGUUUUGGAUGUUGGAACUGGUUGAGCGAAUGCAUGAAUUCUAUCAGAUCGAUUCGAAGGAACUUGGUAGUUUCAUCCAAAGAGAAGGAUGACGAGGAUUGUGAAUAUGAGAUGAUUUGGGAUGCAGAGGGAUCAGCGCAUUUAGUUAGGAGGCCAACACCGAAGGGCCCAAUUGCAAAGUCCGAUUUAGGACCAACAGGAAGGGGUACUGUCACCAUUAGGCAAACAGCAAAGAAAACGGUUGUUGAGGAACCAGAAUCAUCGGUUUCUUUGGAUAUCAACACUGCCAAAGUUCCUCGGUUAAACAAAUCAAAGGCAAGGAGAUUUAUUGGAAGACUGAUUAGGGUAUUUCAGUUGCUCACCGUGAUUGCUGCUGUAAAUGUUCCUCUUUAUAUGAUGAUGUUGUUCAAGGAUUGGAUUGACCGAUAAUGGAGAGCCAGGACAAAUUGUGGCUUGAAACGAGACGAUGAGAAUAUUUGUUCAUAAUUAUUGUGCACUGUAGUUUGUUUCUGAUUUUUUUUAUUGCAUUGAA